CGAUCGAGAGAGACGAGAUGGGCCAUCAGCAGCUCUACUGGAGUCACCCUAGAAAAUACGGCCAGGGCUCGAGAUCCUGCCGGGUUUGCUCAAACCGUCACGGACUGAUCCGUAAAUACGGACUCAACAUGUGCCGUCAGUGCUUCAGGCAGUACGCUAAAGACAUCGGCUUCGUCAAGCUGGAUUAAACGAGUGAACGGCUGAACUUUCAUGAUGGGGAGUCAACAUCAUUCCAGUCCAACCUGACGUCAUGAAGUUACUGUGGAAAAUACAAUAAACACUUUGUUUUGUUUCUGUU
This is a messenger RNA of Danio rerio (zebrafish), 298 nucleotides long. RefSeq names its product ribosomal protein S29 (gene rps29). Gene Ontology annotation, biological process: translation. The record is from RefSeq and is marked provisional. NCBI's taxonomy places the organism in Eukaryota, Metazoa, Chordata, Actinopteri, Cypriniformes, Danionidae. Gene Ontology annotation, molecular function: structural constituent of ribosome; zinc ion binding. Gene Ontology annotation, cellular component: ribosome.